AUGUUAAGUGUAAUUUCAGCAGCAUUAGCAGGCGAAAUAUCUGAUAUGGAAGAUAAUGAAGGGCAAGUGAUCAAUCGCAAUAUUACAGUUAACAAAUUAUCAGGUGAUAAUGGACUGUUACGUACUAGUGCAUCAUUGGCUAAGGAAACAAUAUCAUUGGUUCAAGAACAAUUAAUGAAAAGCAAGCAAUUAGAAACACGAGUUGUUCGCUAUCCAAAUGGGAAACCAUUGGCACUUAAUAUUAUUCAUAAAGUAUAUGUUAUUGAAUUAGAAGAUGCUUAUGCAUGGGUUCGUUUAUAUGCUGAUAAUCGACCGCCGUGUUUUGAUGCAGCACAUAUUAUAUUGAAAGCAAUAAAACCGUUGGAAUGGGAGGAAUUAUUACCUGGAACACCAUGUGUGGUACUAACACGUUUUAAUCCUCUUGAUGUCGUCAAUGAUGGAAUAGCGCGUGAACUUACGGAGGUUUAA
Molecule: messenger RNA, 468 nt
Organism: Loa loa (African eye worm)
Lineage: Eukaryota; Metazoa; Nematoda; Chromadorea; Rhabditida; Onchocercidae
Exons: 3
Coding region: 1-468 (155 amino acids)
Source: RefSeq, a predicted model, not a curated record